CGGUCGUGAAGCGCGCUCGUUGUCAAAGUCGAACAGCGAACAAAUAAAUAUCGAAUUAAAUCGAAAUAGCGACCUCCACAGAGACACAUACAAUUAUUUUAUAUUUAUUUCUUUUGGUGCCACAGAAAGUGAGCACUAACCAUUACCCUUAAAUAUUACCAAGAAGGGCGUGCAGUGAACUCUAUCCCUAGAUAUCUCAGAUAUCGUAAUACCUAAUUUCCCGGAUAUAUCUGAAUCUAUAAGCACUCAAGAGUGCCCAGCGAGAGAGAGGGAGAGAGCAUAUUACUCUCUCUGCACAUUUAAAAUCGAAAAACUGGAGAACUCAAACACAAUGGAGGGCGGUGAGUCCACAGAGUCCACACACAACACCAAGGUGUCCGAUUCGGCCUACUCAAACAGUUGCAGCAACAGUCAGUCACAGCGCAGUGGCAGCUCCAAGUCCCGGUUAAGUGGCAGCCACUCCUCCGGGAGCAGCGGCUAUGGCGGCAAACCCUCAACUCAGGCCAGCAGCAGUGACAUGAUCAUCAAGCGGAACAAGGAUAAGUCACGCAAAAAGAAGAAGAACAAGGGAGCUGGCCAGAGUCAAGUCCAGACCCAGACACAUCCACAUCCCAGUACCACACUGGACAGGGAGAGGGAGGACAGGACAGAGGAGCCACGGCAGAACCAAAGCAGCGUUGGCGAUGCCAACGGUGUUGACCAACAGAAUCUGCAGGAGUUGCAGGAUAAUGAGGACUGCAAUCGUCCCGAUGCCGAGGAGGAGGAGGAGCAACAGCAGCAGGAGUCCGGCACUGAGGAAUCGGAGGCAGAGCAGCGAGCUGGUGUGGCCAAGUCAGAGGCCACCCAAACCUUUCCCAUACCAUCCCCGUUGUCGGUGACCACUCUGCCUCCUUCGUUGCCCUGCCAUGUGAGCGUGUCCUGUGUGGACAGCGGCAUUGGUGGCAAAUCCGAGAAGACGUGGGAGUCGGCUCCAGGCAAGCUGGAAUCCGUGGCCGGACUUGGCGGCGGUGGAGGCGGGUCAGGAGCACCCGGAGUACGUGUGGAACGCGUCAAGGAGGAUAGCUUCUGCUGUGUGAUCUCCAUGCACGAUGGCAUCGUUUUGUAUACCACGCCCAGCAUCACGGAUGUCCUGGGCUUUCCGCGGGACAUGUGGCUGGGUCGAUCCUUCAUCGAUUUCGUGCACAUCAAGGACCGUGCCACAUUCGCCAGUCAGAUAACCACUGGGAUACCCAUUGCCGAGUCGCGGGGCAGCAUGCCCAAGGAUGCCAGGAGCACCUUCUGUGUGAUGCUGCGUCGCUAUCGAGGCCUCAAGUCCGGUGGCUUCGGUGUCAUCGGUCGCUCCGUCAGUUACGAGCCCUUCCGCCUGGGACUCACCUUCAGGGAGGCACCCGAGGAGGCUCGACCGGACAACUACCUGGUGUCCAAUGGCACCAACAUGCUGCUCGUCAUCUGCGCCACGCCCAUCAAGAGUAGUUACAAAGUUCCCGAUGAGGUGCUCUCCCAGAAGAGCCCCAAGUUUGCCAUCAAGCACACGGCCACGGGCAUCAUUUCGCAUGUGGAUAGUGCUGCAGUCAGUGCCUUGGGCUAUCUGCCGCAGGAUCUCACAGGACGCAGCAUUAUGGACUUUUACCAUCAUGAGGAUCUCGCCGCCAUGAAGGAGACGUAUGAGACGGUGAUGAAGAAGGGUCAGACAGCCGGUGCCUCCUUCUGCAGUAAGCCAUACCGGUUUCUCAUCCAGAAUGGUUGCUAUGUCCUCCUGGAGACGGAAUGGACUAGCUUCGUGAAUCCUUGGUCCCGCAAGCUGGAGUUUGUGGUGGGUCACCAUCGCGUCUUUCAGGGUCCCAAGCAGUGCGAUGUAUUCGAGGCGGCGCCCACCUGCAAGCUAAAGAUCUCCGAGGAGGCCAUGGGCCGGAAUACAAGGAUCAAGGAGGACAUCGUCAAACUGCUGGCGGAGACAGUGUCACGGCCCUCGGAUACGGUCAAGCAGGAGGUGUCACGUCGCUGCCAGGCCCUGGCCAGCUUCAUGGAGACGCUGAUGGACGAGGUGUCGCGGGCGGAUCUCAAGCUGGAGCUGCCGCACGAGAACGAGCUGACCGUGUCCGAGCGGGACAGUGUGAUGCUGGGCGAGAUCUCGCCGCACCACGACUACUAUGACAGUAAGAGUUCCACCGAGACGCCGCCCAGCUACAACCAGCUCAACUAUAACGAGAACCUGCUGCGUUUCUUCAACAGCAAGCCGAUCACGGCACCCGUGGACCCCGAUCCUCCCAAGACGGAGCCGGCGGAGUCACGGGAGCCCCGUGAGUCACGUGGCGGCACCUGCGUGAGCCGGGGCGAGGAUGCGCGUUGCGCCCUCAGUCCCGUUCAGGGCUUCGGUUCCGGUUUCGAGGGCAGCGGCGGCAGCGGCUCCUCCGGCCACUUCACCACCGGCAGCAAUGUCCACAUGAGCAGUGUGACUAAUACCAGCAAUGGCGGCACAGGUGGCACUGGCACCGGCACAGGCACCGGAACGGGAACGGGCACAGGUACUGGAACUGGCACCGGAACGGGCACGGGAACAGGCACAGGCACGGGCACAGGUACUGGAACCGCGAGUGGCACAGCCACAGGAACGGCAAGUGGCACUGCCACUGGAACAGCCAACGGAACGGGCACUGGCAAGGGUACGGAUACCCAUACGGCAGGCAGUGGAAGCGGAAGUGGUACCGGCACGGGCACUGGAACGGGCACCACCACAACUACCACCACCGGGAACAACUCCUCGUCCAGCACACCACCAGUGACCCUCACCGAAUCGCUGCUGAACAAGCACAAUGACGAAAUGGAGAAGUUUAUGCUGAAGAAGCAUCGUGAGUCCCGCGGACGAACUGGAGACAAGGGCAAGAAGUCCUCGGCCAACGACACCCUCAAGAUGCUGGAGUACAGUGGCCCGGGUCAUGGCAUCAAGCGGGGUGGAUCCCAUUCCUGGGAGGGUGAGGCCAACAAGCCCAAGCAGCAGUUGACACUGACGGGAGGCGGUGGCGGAGGAGGUGGAGGCGGAGGCGGUGGAGGCGGCGGAACCGGUGGCGUGGGAUCCGGCGGAGCUGGUGUGGCGGGCGGAGGAGGAACGGUUGGCGGUGGCACGCCGACAAGUACACCAGGAGCAGGAACACCCGGAGGAUCGGGAAUUACAGGAGGUACAGGCGGAGGAGCAGGAGGAGGAACAGGAACAGGAACAGGAGGAGCAGCAACAGGAGGAGGAGGAACAGGAACCGGAAUUGGAACUUCCUCUGUGGGUAGCACCACACCGGUACCCUCCUCAUAUCCUCAGUGCACCCAGAACAUAAACCUGUGGCCACCCUUCUCCGUUGGCAUCACCACACCCGUCCAUUCCACGCACACGGCCAUGGCCCAGAGCAGCUUCUCGUCCGCCGGCCUCUUCCCCACCUUCUACUACAUCCCUGCCUCUCUGGCGCCCACUAGUCCCAGCCCCAGUCCUUCGCCACGCUCCCAUAAGCACCAGCUGUCCCAUUCACAUCCCCUCAAGAAUCCAGAGCAGCCGACAACCUCACAGCAGGCAGCAGCAGCGGCGGCAGCGGCGGCGGCACAAGCCAUGCCACUCCAGUACAUGGCCGGAGUGAUGUAUCCGCAUCCAUCGCUCUUCUACACACAUCCAGCGGCAGCGGCAGCCACGGCAAUGAUGUACCAACCCAUGCCAUUUCCAGGAAUGGCCAAUGCCAUGCAGGUGCCGGACCAGCCAUGCGGAGCACAGUCAUCCUACAACAAAACGGUGUACACGCCACCUCAGGUGAUGGUUGCCCCACCAGCGACGACGACCAAGGUACCGGGUGCCUUCCACUCGGUGACUCCCGCCCAACUCCAGAGGCCCUCCUCGCAGGCAACCUCCGUGAAGGCAGAGCCGGGCUCCAAUGUGGCUCCCUCGGACUCCUCCAAGAAGGAGGUGCCGGACUCCUCGCCCAUUGCCUCCGUGAUGGGUGACUACACCUCAGACCCGCCCUGCAGCAGUAAUCCCACCAAUACGAAGAAGUACACAGACAGCAAUGGUAACAGCGAUGACAUGGAUGGAUCCAGCUUCUCCUCGUUCUACUCGUCGUUCAUCAAGACCACAGAUGGAUCAGAGAGUCCGCCGGACAAUGACAAGGAUGCCAAGCACCGUAAGCUGAAGAGUAUCAAUACAUCGGACAGCAAGAUCUUGGAGCAUCCGGAGGAGGACCAGACGCAGCACGGGGAUGGGUAGCUAAACCCGCAGGUGCUGCUGACCGACGUACACAAUCGGGUUACCGACGUGACCGACGUCGAUCCCUAGGACGAAGCCAACCACAGCAGCAGCAGCUACCGAAGACCCGCAGGGAUCUGGGCCAUGUUUCUUCGGAUGAUCCGGAAGUACAUUCCCUAAUCUAAGUCUGAAUCUGAGCCACACAACGAAUGAGGAAAACAACGAGGGGCAGCUCCAAGCAUAGUUCUAAGCCAGAUGAUCUCGAAGGAUAACCACACACAAUAGCCACCCACCCAGCGGCGGAUUAAGACCAGAAAGCAAUAGGAAGUGAAAACAAUGCAAUAUAAUUGUGCAUCUUCAAGGACUACUAUCUAAACCGUUUGAGAAUCCAUUUCAGUUUUAAUGCGACUGUGUCUUAAUUUAUUUAUUUCUAUAUUGAGCCACAAAAUAAU
Molecule: messenger RNA, 4668 nt
Organism: Drosophila serrata
Lineage: Eukaryota; Metazoa; Arthropoda; Insecta; Diptera; Drosophilidae
Gene: per
Product: period circadian regulator
Biological process (GO): circadian regulation of gene expression; negative regulation of transcription by RNA polymerase II; entrainment of circadian clock by photoperiod
Cellular component (GO): cytoplasm; nucleus
Molecular function (GO): transcription corepressor binding; transcription cis-regulatory region binding
Source: RefSeq, a predicted model, not a curated record